GCUCUUUCCCUUUCUUGGGAAAUAGGAAAAGCCGCACGACUUUAAGGCAAUAACUGCCUUUUCUCUAUUUUCAAAAACAGUUUUAACCACUCGGGAACGCUACCAUCAUUAAAUUUACGGUUUCAAGAUAAACCCUAGACCUAUUAUAAAUAGGGGCAUGUUUGCCUCUAACUUCUUCUAAGGAAUUUCAAAAUUCCCUUGAUAAUUUUUACAAUAAUGGAGAACGAAAAUGUGACCCCCGUCGAUCCUGGCAGCCCACUGUUCUUGUCUGGCGACGGCUUCGAGCCGACUAGCGUUUUCUUUCCUCAUGCCGUGUUCCACUUCCCUUCGAGGGAAAAGAAAGAGGCUUACGACUUCAUAGACAAGGUCGUCGACAAAUAUCGCCGUUUGGGCGACGAGAGGCAGCGGCUGGGCCUCAAGAGGCAAACACUCGAGGCUCGCAUUGCUCAAGUGGAGAGGAAGGAACUUCGAUUCUAUUAUAGAGAUCCCGAGGAUGCUCCGGAUGUAUCUCCGUGCAAAAGGUCAAGUUUCGAGGCCAGUGAAUGCAUCGGUAUGGAUUUCAACCUUCGAUGUUCUGAGUCUAUGCCAGAUUUCUCCAGGAUCGGAAUGAUGGAUGAAGAUGUUCCAACUGUGCCAAGUAGGCGACCUUCCCCACUUUGCGGCUUCUUCAGAUCUCAAAUCCGAGCUCCAUGCGCUUUGAUCAAGGAUCUUCCAGAUAAAGACCAAGAGAUUGCGAUGGCCUUUAUCAAAGCGCUCGCAAUUCAACAUCGGAAGCUAUCGUUGGAAAAGAAAAAACUUCGGAAAAAGAUACAUAGAAUGCAACGCAGGGUCACUGCGAUAUCAAGAGAUCUUCACAUCCUCAGCUCUCACCCCGGAGAAUGGAUCGAGCUUGGAAUCUCCGAAUUUGCUCGUAUCACGGAUUGUAUGAUGCCAAUUCUUGACCUCGCUGGUCAAGGAGUUCAAGUGUUCUGUUCUCCGGGAGGAUUUCCCUAAUUCGAAGUGUGCGAAGAUCGACACUUUGUCUUGUUCGUUUGAAUAAAUGCUUU
Molecule: messenger RNA, 1046 nt
Organism: Arabidopsis lyrata subsp. lyrata
Lineage: Eukaryota; Viridiplantae; Streptophyta; Magnoliopsida; Brassicales; Brassicaceae
Exons: 4
Coding region: 217-993 (258 amino acids)
Source: RefSeq, a predicted model, not a curated record